AACCGAGAGAUCUAACCUAAACCGAAAAUUAAACGCUACGAUUGAUCUCGAAAAUGUGGCACCCGCCGUGCGAUACACCGAUGGAGAGAAAUGUUGCAGAGUGCAGCGAGGACAAACGCGAAGAGAAAGGAGAAACGGACUCUGGAUUCCUGUCUAGCGGUAAUCUAUUGGUAAGCUCGGAAAUCUGCGAGCAGGAGGCGACGGAUGCUGCUGUAACCGCGCCCGCUGCACCGGAACCAAUGAGGGUGGACAGCGGCGUCGAUUUCAGGCUCAGCGAGAGCCUAAGCCAGCUGAGCCUAAAACAAGUCACCCUGAACCCUCUGGCCAGUGACAGGGUUCAAGCUGAGCCAACGUUCGAGCUGACACCCGUCACCUCGGAGAAGCUCGAGCAACGAGAGAUCGAGGCGUUGCGAAUCAACGACUCGCAACGCGAGAUUGAGAAACCGAUCGAACUCGACUGGCAGAUCUAUUACACACAGGAUGACGACGGCGAUACGCAGCUGCACAUUGCGAUCGUGCAGGGCUUCCUGGAGGCUGCGUUCAGCCUCAUAAGGAUGGCACCGCACUGCUGCCUAUUGAACAUACUGAACGACGACGGGCAGUCCCCGUUGCACCUGGCCGUGUUGACGAGACAGCCGAGGAUAGUGCGACGUCUCAUCCUGGCAGGUGCAAAUCCCUCGCUGAGGAACUUUCGCGGGAACACGGCCCUUCAUCUGGCUUGCGCGACCAGCGAUCUGGCCUCAGCCAUGGCCCUCACCGAUUCGUUGACACCCUUAGAGAGGAACUACCUUCUGCCCGGAGGAAAAGUGCCGGCCCUGCCGCAGAAUCUCGAGCAACGAAACUACGACGGCGAAAUGUGUCUGCACAUAGCAGCCGCCUCGGGCCAAGUGGAACUGGUACGGCUUCUGCUUCGUUUCGGAGCGGAUCUGGAAGCCAAGGAAGCGUUGGCAGGGAAGACGGCGCUACACCUUGCCGUGGAACGCGGCUGUCGAUCAGUGGUCGCGUUUCUGUUGAAGGAGUGCAGGCCCUGCUUGGACUCUCAGACGUACGCUGGCAUCACGGCCUACCAGAUCGCCUUGUGCUUGGACUCGCAGAUCGCCAGCGAGUUGGUGAGAGAGGGUGCGACGCCGGAACCGCUGCCAGAGUCGGACUCGGACAGCAGCGACGACGAAGAUGUAAUCGUCGCGGCUAAUUACAUGCCAGCGAUCGCUAGACUCAGGCAGAACGUGGUCGGAGUCAAAGUGUAGGAUUCGAUCGAUUGCUACGAAAUUUAUACCCAGACUUGUUGCCGGAUCGCGACCGGUUCAGGACCGUCCCAACACCGGAAAAUUUAGGGUAUCCGGGGGAUCAGAUUAUAAGUAUUAUAAACGGACGGUGUCGAUGCGAUGAUAAUUCGAGGAACGAUGGACGAUCGGCGAUCAUUGUAAACCGGAGAUUUUCUCGGGACAAUGUGAAUAGGUGCCUCUGUGAGGAACAAGUAUUUCGAGGAACGAAUACGAAUGGGAACAAUGCGGAGAGGUAUCGGAUAGAAAUUUGCGCUUAAGGAGAUCCUAAGAUCUCGAUUGUGUAAAUAUGAGGAUCAAUGUUUGGGUUGCGAGAGUGAGAGAGAAUGGGAGAGAGUAAAUGGCGUCGAAGCGAGAUAGCUAGCAAUAGUAUAUAUUGUAUUCGAACGUUCGUGUUUUUUAAGCUGUACAUACGUAUACAUAUUUAUGCUAGAAAGAGACCGAGAUAACAUUUAACGAGUAGAGAUAUUUAUCAGGGGGAGAGAGACUUGCUCUCUUGACCGUGCCCUGUUGUACAUAGUCCUUUCUUCUGUUAGUCAAAACUUCUAAAGAGACGUGGAGCGUGCCCUCUCCGUGUCAACGAACAUUACAGAUAAUAUCCGAACACCGUUAUCUAACGUGUCCACGAUCAUUUCUUUCUUUUAGCAAUAAAAGUCCUUCGAUGAAAAUUGAACUGUUGCGAAAUGUUUUUAUAUUGUCGCGGAGGCGUGACGAAUGGGGUUAGCAGGGGCAACGAAAGCAUUUAUAGCGUAUGCAAAUGUGUGAAACACGACGAAGGAAAAAGAUUAACGUAUAUCCAA
Molecule: messenger RNA, 2083 nt
Organism: Megalopta genalis
Lineage: Eukaryota; Metazoa; Arthropoda; Insecta; Hymenoptera; Halictidae
Gene: cact
Product: NF-kappa-B inhibitor cactus
Biological process (GO): cellular response to tumor necrosis factor
Cellular component (GO): cytosol
Molecular function (GO): NF-kappaB binding
Source: RefSeq, a predicted model, not a curated record